Messenger RNA from Carassius carassius (crucian carp), 916 nucleotides. Its product is annotated as cell division cycle-associated protein 2-like. Gene Ontology annotation, cellular component: nucleus; chromosome. Gene Ontology annotation, biological process: regulation of mitotic nuclear division; regulation of chromosome segregation. The record is from RefSeq and is a predicted model, not a curated record. The transcript has 6 exons. Bases 230 to 916 code for a protein of 228 amino acids. Lineage: Eukaryota; Metazoa; Chordata; Actinopteri; Cypriniformes; Cyprinidae.
GGGCGUGGUCUAGAUGCGUUAGAACUAGAGGUGCGUUCUCGUGUCAUGAAACUACACGUACAAAAACAGAUUUUAAAUUAGUAAAAUAUAUAUACACAAAUGUCUUAAAGAUUCAGGGCGAUAAAAAUAAGUUGUUUAUUUUAAAUACAAUCCAGGUGCUCCUGGUUUUCCGUUAGAGCGGAAGGAUAUUUAAACGCGCGAUCUUUUAUUUUAUGUCCUGGACUCAAGAAUGGAGCUCACUGAAGCUAGAGGUGUGGAUUUCUCGACACUUUCUCCUUCACAGUUCGGCAUAUCAACAAACAGCUUCCUACCCUCGUCCAGGAUUAAAGAUAAAUCCCGAGUUGCUCAACUGAAGGCCAGGAGGAGAUCCACGAUUGGGGUCCGGGGAUCUCCGGAAACAAACUCUCUCAUCUGCUUCAGAGCCAAACAAGCAGCACAAACUCCUCCUCGAACACCGCAGCUUUUGCAGGGGAGUCCGUUUCUGUCCCGCGGUGACUCUCUGAAGAAGAAGAUGGCUGCUUUCCAGAGUCUGAUGGAGGAGGACGAAGAGAGGGAUGAACAGAAGAAAAAUGAGGAGAAUGAGAGUGAUAAAAGCACUUUGGCUCAAGAUUGUAAGAACGGAAAGGAGAACAUGUUGCCAGCACACAGCCCAAACGCUUCGAUGACGCCUCCUCCCUCGAAGAAGCGUCGCCGGGCCCCACUGAGACACUGUGAGGACAAGAUUACUGAGACACCCCUCCCCUGCCACACCUUCACAUCACAACCAGAGCCAGCGUUGAAAAGCUUCACGUCUCAAAGCCAGAGGCCUCUUUCAGACUUGGAUUCGGAUGCAAAGAAUGAGCUUCUGUCUUCACCCAUGCUGUCAAAACCAGAAGGUAAGGGAACUCUUAGUGCUCGAAAAUGUUUAGGAAUUUGA